AUUCAACCGCACGUGAGGGAAGGCCGUAGGAAGGCCGUGCGUUACGCUAUACACGAUUUUGUUCCUUUCAUUGGUGGUUUAUAAGAUCUUUUAUUUGUGAUUGUACUCCUUAGAGAAGUUGAACUCAUAUUUAAGUGGAAAAAGUUGAUGCAGAGUUGAAUUUAGAAGCAGAGUGCAGUUUCCUUACUGAUAUUCACAAUGGUUAGAUGCAAACGAAGAUAUUUUGUGGUUGAAGUAGUGCCAGAGAAGUCCUUGGACCUUACCUGGUAUGGACUGAAGAAUGCUAUAGUAGAUACAGUAAGAAGGCUACAUGGGGACUUUGGUGUUGCUGCAACAACUUUAGGCUUUCAAAUCAAAUAUUGCAAUGCAGAUACUCUGAUAGCCUUCAUAAGUUCAACCAGAGGUCCUCACCAGUUAAUUGCAAUGGCACUGCCACACAUCAAGACUAUACUCAACCAGCCUGUGGUUGUUCGCACCUUGCAUCUAGCUGCCUCUAUGAGACAUGGCUUCCUCUUUGUAAAAAAACAUCAUGAAGAAAAAAUUCAGGAACUUGAAGGAAAACUGAAGACACAUGCUGAGAAGGAGCACUGGCAGCAUGUGAAAAAGAAACCAUACCUGAGGUGAAAAGGGUUGAAAUUAUUUAAAAGGAAAUAAUUUGGUUUUUGGAAUAGAAAGAGAAAACAAUUGUAUAUAGUGAGAGUGUGUAUACAGAAUAGGAGAGGCAAAUUUGGUUUAUUUUGCAGAACAGUAUAAUGUAUGAUUGGCUCAUUCAGAAGGAAAGGAAAUAUACUGUACUGUUUACUUUAGUCUUGUCAACAUUAUUACAAAAAAACUUGUAUGGAAAAAAUAUUAAAUUUUUAAAAGAAAAUAACCAGCUGUUUGACUUCUGCAGUCAUCUUGAAUUUACAUCUUACUGAUAUUCUAAGUUCUUGUCAUUAAGUUAACAUUACUGUACAAUAUGUGUCACUGUUCUGUAAAUGAUUUUUUUACAUAUUGAUGUUGCAUGAUUUGCCUUAUUAACCCUAAGGCAGACAGUAGCUUUUAUCCAAACUAUAAAGAGCCAAGUACAUCACACAGUCAGCUUCAUAAAUGAAAAUUAAGGGGCCUUUAGCAUGUACAAUAGAGUAGGCUCAGCUGGAUACAUACCAUACGGGCUCAGUACAUCAUGGCAAGAAUAAAUGUCUCCUGGGUUAAAUGUUCAAAACGUUUUGGAAUAGACUAAUAUUCUCUUAACCCAGUGCCGACAGAUAAAAAUGUUUGGCAAAUGGACGUAAGAAUUGUUGGCGCACAUCAGCAGUUUCCCCAGUUUGCGCCCGGCUCGAUCGGUAGUUUGCAAGCGACAUUUAGCACCUAAAAGCUUUAUUUUGCUAUAAUUUAUAAAAAUAUUAACAUUUUGAAGGUUUACCUUCAUUAUAGGUGCCAUCGCCUAAAAUCUUUACCAUAUAAAACAAACUCCGUCCGAUGAGCCAGUGGCGUGGGAAUGGGCAUAAUACAGUGCCAUCCGUGUUUUGGUCCACAACAGCCAUGGUAUGUACGUACAUGUCACCCAUCGGCCAAGGGCUAACCCAUUGACGUAGGGAAAAUGUUGCGUUCACUAUAAUAUUAUUUUGUGAACUGUCUCUCUACAUGGAUGGCUCUACUAUUGCUUAUACACAAAGACUCAAUUAGUAGACCUUGUAACCUCACCAAAUUUCACCUUUCCAUGAAUUUGCAGGAAUAACAAAUGUUUUACUUAUGCUAUAAAUAUUGAUGCUUUUGUUAUUAUAAAUAUUAAAUUUAUUUUAAUGUUACUGAGAUUAAUAGCUACAAUAUAAAAUGCCCCCCCCCAAAAAAAAAAAAAAAAAAAAAAAAAAUGGUAAACAGGUGAGAUAGUACUCGUAACUGGCUCAUUGGUGACUUCGUACUUGAGGAGCCAUUUAUGAGUAAAGACAGUUGAUAAACAAAACUCAAAGUGGGCAUGACAUGUAUGUAUAUGCCACCCCUGACAGUUUUGGCUGAAGAUUUAAAAGUGUCAUAGAGCAACAAUUGCUUUUGACUUCUUAUCACUGUUUUAUUAAAAAAGCAUGUCACACAAUGGUAACAUAACUAUAUUUAAGAGAGAAUAAUUGUGCUCUAAAAUACUAGAGUUUUUCAUUGAAAGGAGUUGUAUAAUCACUUCUGCCAUUUCAUGUCCCAAAACAUAUAGACCUGGUGUUUCUGGGAUACUAAUAGUAAAAAUCUUCCAAGGCACUUUUGUAAAGAGGAAAAAUAUACAUAACAGUCCAAAGAACUUGCCUUUACAGACUUUAAUGAAAAUCACGUUUAGUUGUAAAUUCUGUGAAUCUGUUUGGUGUCUUUUCAAUGUAUACUUAAUUGAGCCAUUAAAUACCUGAUGAGAUGUAACAUAUCAUAUGAUAUGAAACCAUUUAGGACAGUACUAUGUCAUUGUUAUUGUGUAUUUCCCAUGUUAUCAUGAUGAUUGGAUAUUUCAUUGAUCAGCAAUAAAGAGUAUUUCUUAUC
Penaeus vannamei (Pacific white shrimp) is the source of this 2499-nucleotide messenger RNA. It is a transcript of the gene Pop5, whose product is annotated as POP5 ribonuclease P/MRP subunit. The record is from RefSeq and is a predicted model, not a curated record. Gene Ontology annotation, cellular component: ribonuclease P complex. Gene Ontology annotation, biological process: tRNA 5'-leader removal. Gene Ontology annotation, molecular function: ribonuclease P RNA binding. Lineage: Eukaryota; Metazoa; Arthropoda; Malacostraca; Decapoda; Penaeidae.